Messenger RNA from Monomorium pharaonis (pharaoh ant), 1729 nucleotides. RefSeq lists its product as uncharacterized. NCBI's taxonomy places the organism in Eukaryota, Metazoa, Arthropoda, Insecta, Hymenoptera, Formicidae. The coding region runs from base 44 to 1156 and encodes 370 amino acids. The transcript is spliced from 4 exons. The record is from RefSeq and is a predicted model, not a curated record.
AAGGAGAGAGCCCCGUGCUCCGGGGGCCCAGUACCGUUCAAAGAUGCAGGCUGCCGGGACGCUGCGUGGUACCAGGGCCAUCUCCCUUCUGGUACUCCUGGUACCUCUCAUUGGCUAUGCCUAUUCGAGUCCCAUUCAAUAUUUGCCCAGCAUCCCGGGAUACGUUCCCGUUUAUAUAAGAUACGGAGACGAACCGUUGGCGGGAAUAAAUCCCGAGUUGGCCGAAGCUUUCGGAGAGACAACAAAUUCGGUUAAGAGUUUACAGAAAAUAGACCACACACUUGUUCACGAGUCUGACAAAGAUGACGACAUAAACACUUUUCUGGAUGAACCGAAGAGGGAGCACGAUUAUCCGCUGCAUGUUCGAGCAGCGGAAAGUCGUUCAUUUGCCUCUGCCAACGACCCACGAAACCCUAGUAAACCAAAGCUUUUAAACAUUUAUACAUUACCUGAUGAUAAUGACAACAGGCCGCGUAGACGUUACCGAGGAAGAUCCAGGAUAAAGAAUUCUAGAAAACGGCCCGCGUUUAAGAAUAAUCCACUCUCCAACGAAGAAAAGGAAGAGCUGGAAAAACUGGCGAUUGAAGUGGAAAAAGAGGAAACUAAACCGAAUGAGCUUUACGCACCAAAUCCCAGACAUCCUGGCUCACCGUCCAAGAAUACACACAGUCAACAUGAAGCGUACGAUUUUAUUGCGCCGAUAAAAGUGCAAGCUCCACUCGAUGAAAGUUCGUUGACAAGCUUACCGAAAAUUCAUCAAAUCGACGAUUUUUCACAAUCGGAUCAAAAUAUUGCUAUAUUUGAAGAGCCGAAAGAGGAACCGCCAAUUAAAGGACAUCGGCCAGCUACAAUGUGGUCCAAUGUAAAUAAACUAUUGCCUAUCGAUUUGCCAAAUGAAAAUAAAACUAAUAAGGAUACUAUAUCUGGCGCUAAAGAAGUUAAAGAGGAACCGUUUACGAAAAUAAAUCUGUUAGAAAUACCUCAAGACACAGAUCUUUUGAAAUCUUCGGACGAACACAAUAUUGCUACGGCUGAAGGUGAUGAAGAACCACCUAUUAAGGUGCAACUCCCAUCAACAAUUUUGUCGAAUGUAGAUAAACUGUCACCCAUCGAUUUGCCAAACGAAAGCGAAACUAACGCAAAUAACAAAACGUAAGACUCGACACAGCCUACCGAUGAAAUCGCAACGAAUUAGAUAUUAGAUAAUCAAAGCUCUUUAAAAUAAAUUAUUUUCUAACUUAUUUGUAUCAGAGUAGUCCAAACGAUAUAUUCUUUUUCAAUCAUCUAAAUUGUUCCAAUGCUAAUAUUUUUAAUAUUAAAUAGUAAUUAAAAUAAAAAUUAUUUCUAAAAGUUAAUUUUGUACAAUUAUCAUAAAAUUUGUCAUAAAAUCUUGAUGUACAUUAAGAAAUUUAUGAUCAAAGAAAAAGUGUGAUUGGUUGAUAGACAUUCUGUAUAUUAUAAAAAUAAUAAGUUCGGAGCACAUUGCCACUUGCGUGAAUGAGAAACAUUUCUAAUUUUAGUUUGUAUUAUUUAUGAUACGACGAUUUAUAUAUUUAUGUUGUCAUAAAGAAUGCAUUACACUGCGGAUAUUACAGUCUUCUAAGUGCGAGUAACUGUUGUUGCUCCUAAGUUUGUAAAGUUUCUUUGCACAUUGUAAAUUAUGUUAAUGAUACAAUCAUCGUGUAAGGUUAUUUUAGAAUGUUUCUAAUAAAACCGCUUUCUAAUAAAA